Molecule: messenger RNA, 1343 nt
Organism: Cucurbita moschata (crookneck pumpkin)
Lineage: Eukaryota; Viridiplantae; Streptophyta; Magnoliopsida; Cucurbitales; Cucurbitaceae
Product: probable xyloglucan endotransglucosylase/hydrolase protein 30
Exons: 4
Coding region: 197-1246 (349 amino acids)
Biological process (GO): cell wall biogenesis; xyloglucan metabolic process
Cellular component (GO): cell wall; apoplast
Molecular function (GO): xyloglucan:xyloglucosyl transferase activity; hydrolase activity, hydrolyzing O-glycosyl compounds
Source: RefSeq, a predicted model, not a curated record
CUUCUUCUUCUUCUUCCUAAACAUAAUUAAGCUUUCAAUCUCAGACCUCUCUGCUCUUCAUCGUCCUCUUCUUUUAGUAAGAUUCUUCUUGUAUAUUUAUAUAUAUACACAAGUAUACAGAAUCACAGAAGAAAUAUAUAUUUAUAUAUAUAUAUAUAGAGAGAGAGAGAGAGAGAGAGAAACAGAGAGAGACAGUAUGGAUGUUUGGCUGCGUAGCUAUGGAGGUUCGAAUCUCCUGAUGUUGAUGUUGAUGUUGAUGUUGAUAAUCUUUGGUUUCUUUAAUUCUGUUGCAAACGCUUCUUUCAACGUCACUACCAUCCGUUUCAACGACGGCUACUCGCCUCUGUUUGGCGACGGAAACCUUGUUCGAUCUCCUGACGGAAAAUCCGUUCGCCUUCUUCUCGAUCGCUUCACCGGCUCUGGAUUCAUUUCGUCGAAGAUGUAUAAACAUGGAUUCUUCAGCGCGAGAAUCAAAUUGCCAUCCGAUUACACCGCUGGCAUCGUUGUAGCCUUCUACACCUCGAACGGUGACGUAUUCGAGAAGAGUCACGACGAGUUGGACUUCGAGUUUUUAGGGAACAUUGAAGGAAAGCCAUGGAGGUUUCAGACCAAUCUAUACGGAAAUGGAAGCACGAACCGGGGUCGUGAGGAGCGGUAUCGGCUAUGGUUCGACCCGACCAAGGAGUUCCACCAAUACGGCAUUCUAUGGACCGCUCACAAUGUCAUAUUUUACAUUGACGAAGUCCCCAUCAGAGAAGUGGUGAGAAAUGAAGUAAUGGGUGGAGAUUACCCUACAAAGCCAAUGUCCUUGUACGCUACAAUUUGGGACGCCAGCAAUUGGGCAACUUCAGGAGGCAAAUACAAAGUCAACUAUAAAUAUGCACCCUUUGUUUCUGAAUUCAAGGACCUUGUUUUGGAUGGUUGUGCUUCUGAUCCCAUCCAGGAGGUUCUAGAAGCUUCUGACUGCACUGAGCAUAACGCCCACCUCAACGUUCAAGACUAUGUCACUGUGACACCCGAGCGCCGUGCCGCAAUGCGCAACUUUCGCCAACAUUUCAUGUACUAUUCGUACUGUUAUGAUAUACUUCGAUAUCCUAUCCCGCCACCAGAAUGUGUCAUUAUCCCUUCCGAGCAGCGGCGUUUCAAGGACACUGGAAGGCUGAAGUUUGGGGGUAGCCAUCGCCGUCGCUCGAAGAGGCGAGGCAGAAACCCAAGUGUUUCCACGGAUAACCAAUCUAGCAUGUAACUCGUAUUCACAGACUAUAGAACAUUCCUUUGUCUAAUAACAUUGUGUAUUUUUGUCCAAAAGUACAAUAAAAUGAAUCUAUUGGUUUAAUUUUUAA